Messenger RNA from Zasmidium cellare ATCC 36951, 1986 nucleotides. RefSeq lists its product as uncharacterized. Lineage: Eukaryota; Fungi; Ascomycota; Dothideomycetes; Mycosphaerellales; Mycosphaerellaceae. The transcript has 2 exons. Gene Ontology annotation, cellular component: small-subunit processome; nucleolus. The coding region runs from base 1 to 1986 and encodes 661 amino acids. Gene Ontology annotation, molecular function: rRNA binding; U3 snoRNA binding. The record is from RefSeq and is a predicted model, not a curated record. Gene Ontology annotation, biological process: maturation of SSU-rRNA from tricistronic rRNA transcript (SSU-rRNA, 5.8S rRNA, LSU-rRNA).
AUGGCACCUUUCCGUGGAAGAGGUGGCAGAACUAGCAGAGGUGGAAGAGGCGGCAGAGGCGAAGAGGCAGAGGAAGUGAAGCCGGUGGUCAAGGCAUACAGCCAGCUUUUGCAGUCUUUUCACCAAGAUGCGGAUCCGGGAGAGCGAAAAGCGAAGAGACGCAAGAUCGAAGCCGAGGUACCUGUGGUAGUGGACGAGGAACAAGAGGUGCAGGAUGCUUUGGGAGAAGAAGAAGAAGAGGAAGAUCAAGACGAGGAGGCGGUCGAAAAUGGGACGGAAGAGCUGCACAGUGCCACUGAUCCGUUCGAGAUCCAUUUCGCAAAUCCCGACGACAACGAGUUGUCACAGAAGCUGAAGGCGAUACAAGGCAAUGAUUGGAAAGUCGAGAAAAGCCCAAUUGAAACAUAUGCAAGCAAGUCGACGUCUAUACCGUCGUGCGCGAAACAUGACAUGUCGCAAAAGAAGCGCAUCAAAAAUCUCAGCGACCUGGCUCUCAAAGAGCGUCUUGCGAGGAAUCUCAAGGCUACUGGCGCAACGUUUUUGAGUUCGGAACUCGAGCAAAGCAUCGCGGUACACGUCUUUGACUACCAGGAUGUAUUGCUGGGCGACCGAACAAUAUCCAAUGCGGCCGCACUUCGUUCCAUGGCGAGUGCGCACGCCGUCAAUCACAUUCUCAAAGGACGAGAUAAGUUAGUCAAGAACAACGAGCGCCUCAAUCAUGCCGACGAUGCCACAGAAUUGGAUGUUCGGGAUCAAGGCUACGUGCGGCCAAAAGUUCUCAUCCUGUUGGAGACCCGGCAGAUGGCAGCCAACUACGCUGAGGCGAUCAUUGAAGCUUUCCAACCAGAGCAGCAAGAAAACAAGAAGCGCUUUGUCGAUUCCUUCACAGCACCACUGGAUGACCGAGAAACGAUGCCCGAAGACUACCGUGAGCUUUUCGGGGGCAACAACGAUAACAGCUUCCUUACGGCGCUGAAGUUUACUCGCAAGACUCUCAAGUUCUACUCCGCCUUCUACAACAGCGACGUCAUUCUCGCCUCACCACUUGGGCUCCGCCGCAUCAUCGAGAACGAAGACUCCAAGAAACGGGAUCACGACUUUCUUUCCUCGAUCGAAGUCUGCAUCGUCGACCAAGCGGACGCCAUGCAGAUGCAAGACUGGACUAACGUCGAAGUGGUCUUCAACCAUCUCAACCUCGAACUCAAAGAGACCCACGGUUGCGACUUCAGCCGCGUGCGGAACUGGUACCUCGACGGCAAUGCCAAAUACCUCCGCCAAACCAUCCUCUUCAGCGUCUACCUCACGCCUGAAAUGAACCGCCUCUACAACACCUCCAUGCUCAACAUCGCCGGCAAAGCCAAAAUCACACCCACCUACCCCGGCGACAUCAACGACACCAGCGGCCUAGGAAUCAAACAAACCUUCCUCCGCUUCGACUCCCCCUCCCCACCCUCCGACCCCGACGCCCGCUUCAAAUUCUUCACGACCGCCAUCCUGCCCUCCCUCCUCUGCCUCCCCAAGUCCGCCGACAACGCACAGGGGAUCUUGAUAUUCAUCCCGAGCUACUUCGACUUCCUCCGUCUCCGAAACUUCUUCGCCACCUCGACCCAAACCCAAGACAUCUCCUUCGGCGCCAUCCACGACUACAGCGACGUCUCCUCGCAACGCCGCGCGCGAUCGCAUUUCGUGUCCGGGAGACAUUCGUUCCUGUUAUACACCCAACGUGCACAUCAUUUCUUCCGGCUGAAGUUAAAGGGUGUGAAACGGGUGGUUUUGUAUGGUGUGCCGGACAAUCCUGUGUUUUAUCGGGAGUUGGUCGAAGGGUUUCUGGGGACGAGUGUGAAUGAGGGGAAGGUUGAUCCUGUGGAGGCGGGGGUGCGGGCGGUGUUCAGUAGGUGGGAUGGGCUGAGGAUGGAGAGGGUUGUGGGGAGUGCGAGGGUUAAGGGCAUGCUUGGGGGUGUGGGAGAUACAUUUGACUUCGUGUGA